Molecule: messenger RNA, 732 nt
Organism: Bipolaris zeicola 26-R-13
Lineage: Eukaryota; Fungi; Ascomycota; Dothideomycetes; Pleosporales; Pleosporaceae
Exons: 2
Source: RefSeq, a predicted model, not a curated record
AUACCAAAAACCAUCAAACACGCCAUCGAGGUCGUUCAAGCCAUAGGCGAAAGAUUCAUGUGGGUCGAUCAGCUCUGCGUUCCUCAAGAGGGUGACGAAAAAGUCAUGCACGCCAAUAUACAGCGCAUGGGUCAUGUAUAUAACCGUGCCCUUUUUACCAUCGUUGCUGGAGACAGUAUGCAUGCUGAUGAAGGAUUGAGAGGACUCCAUGGCCAUCCCAGCCGUGGGAAACAGCUCAUGGAAGACGGGAUUAUCAAAAAUGCCCGGAUGGUGCUGCCCACGCGCAUGGAGCUCAACUAUGAAGCUUGGGAGGAGCGGGCGUGGUAUUUCCAAGAGAAACUACUGUCUAGGAGGAUGCUAAUCUUUGCAGCUGGAUUUGCAGUAUGGCAUUGCCGGGGAGGAACAUGGAGGGAGGAUGUUAAUGCACUGGACGGAGAUAGUGUGAGACUGAUGAGACUACCGUCAAUGCACCAGUAUAUCGAGGCAGUAGAAGAUCUGGGUAGAAGAACCAUAGGGAAGAGCUACGACAUCCUUAAUGCGUUUGAUGGUCUCGCAAGCAUUCUUAGUGGCCCAGGAUUUCUCAACUCACCGUUCCGAAACGGAUUGCCAUGCCACUUCUUGGAUGUUGCACUCUUGUGGCAAUCAGAUGAGCCUAUGCGCCGCCGUCAAAGCGACUCCGACAGGAGAUGUCCGCCAAGCUGGACGUGGGCAGGCUGGGAAGCUGCACAGAAC